Messenger RNA from Penicillium egyptiacum, 4935 nucleotides. Lineage: Eukaryota; Fungi; Ascomycota; Eurotiomycetes; Eurotiales; Aspergillaceae. The record is from the annotation of a GenBank genome assembly.
AUGAGCAAAAAGUUCAAGUCCCAGGCCUCCAGCAGUCGCGCUGCUGCCAGUGCCUUUGGGUCACUUGGAGGCUUUCCUGUUGGUCUCUCCACCGAGGGGAAGGAGCCGUCCGCUCUCACAUACAUUGCAGCACCGCCAGAUCUUUCUCGCAUUGCGGACCAGCAACUAGUUAUCGCAUUCAAGAAUUUACUGAAGAAAGAUGACAUUACACGAUUGAAGGCUCUAGAGGAGCUGCGUGACCAUAUAUCAAGAGUGGAAGAAAGGAAGGGAACUCUAGAUGACGAGUUUCUAGAUGCAUGGGUAUGUCUAGAUUGCUUCUAUAUACAAACACCAAGUAAUAACAAUAUCUUCCCCCAGGUCAGAAUUUAUCCCAGACUCUCGAUUGAUCUGUCUCGCCGAGUACGUCAAGUUGCCCACCCGAUACAAGGUACAAUUUCUGGGCUUGUUGGGAAGCGGAUCGUGCCCAAUUUACCCAAGGUCAUCGGAGCAUGGAUUGCAGGAAUCUACGACAAUGAUCGACCAGUCCACCGUGCCGCCCUUGAAUCGUUCACAAAUGUCUUCACAACAGAAGAAAAAAGAAACAACGUGUGGAAGAUCUACCAAACCUCCAUUUUGGACUUUGUAGAUGAUGUCAUUCUUCACCAAACAGCCCUGACAUUGAGUGAUGAAAGGACAGUGAAGAGAGACGACGCCGAGGGGAAAUAUGCCCGUGUUGCGGGAGCUGCAAUUUUGCUUUUCAACCGCGUACUAGGCAAUUCGUCUGAUGAAGAUUUACAGAGGAACAUAUCAGAAAUUGAGAAUCUGUUAGCCAGCAAGAACUUGUGGGCUCUCUGUUACCACGACGAUCCAUAUGUUCGCCGGUCCAUAUAUAUCCUGCUCCGAUCUGCGGUUUCCCGAGAGCCUGGAUGGAUCGACUGGAAGACUCUCAGUUCAGCCGUCAUUGGGAAGUCUUUGUCUCUCCAGCAAAUCGGAUCGGCUACCGAAUUGUCGGAGUCCCUCCUUUCAUUAUCUUCGCUGAGGCCUCAAAUAUGGACAGAUGACUACAGUGGGAAAUCAUCUGCCUCGAAGAGAUUGCGCCAGUACAUGCAGAAAGGUUCCGAGGGUGGACAUUCUAACUUUUGGUCAAAUCUAGACCAAUUGCUUCGAAUCAUCCCCCAAGAAGUACUAGCAGGUGUCGACAAGGCCACUGCUGGCCAUGGGAUCACUUCUACCAGUGCAAUUACCCUGACUGAGGCUUUACAAGAAGGUCUAAACUCGAGAGAAGAACCGCGUUCGAAUCUUGCUGUCGGAUGGAAAUCUUAUACUCAGGUAGGAACAUGGCUUGCAACAUUGCUCCCCCAGGAGCAAAAAUCCGAAUUCAUCGCGAAGAGACUGUUUCCCUUGGUGGUGCAGUAUGUACGAACGGACCCAGAGCUGGCACAAUGGUCACUUCCGGCCGACUUAGCCGAAGGGACUUGUGUGGAUUAUGUUGCCACUCUGGCUUCCGCGCAACAAGUCCAGGAACUGCAAUCAUUGUCUACAUCCCUUUCCGAUGGGCUGCUAGAAGCUGUGAAGCUAUCGGCCCCGGAACAAUCAAAGGACUUCCGUAGAUCUCAGGACUCAAUAUGUGCCCAAUCCAAACGGCUCUUGGAUUUGCAGUCUGCUGUUCUCUCACGGGCCGCAGAUACUGAGGUCGAGCCUCAAGUGUCGGAGGUCUUUCAAAGAACAAGCACUUCCCUUCUCGAAGGUUGUCUCGAAGUCCUGCGCACCCGUAAUGGGAAACCAUAUGGAGCGGCCGCUAUGGUGGCGGAGUGUGUUCGCAGCCUGCCAUAUAUCGCCAAAGAGUCCCAGGGCCUCCAAAACUUUGUGCAAAAUGAUGCACCGGAGCUUUUGCUUUCACCGUCUGCUGAUCGGUUGAUUUCAAUCAUCUUAGAAUGUCGGGAGUGGGUUGGAUUUUCGUCCAGUUUCGAGAACGUUGUCGAGCGAGCCUUGGCCUUGGACCUAGAGCAGUCUAAUGUGCAUGUACUCCAAAGUCUACUUUCUGCUCUCGAUUUCAACGAUGCUGAGCACAAAGACAAGCUUAACUCACUUGUUGUGCGGGCUCUUGGUAAAGCUUGCCAAGGAAGCCAUGCCCAUUGGCCUAUCAUCAUUGCAGUUCUUCAAAACAAAACAUCACACGGCGAAUUGAUGGAACAGAUAUUCUUAUCUUUGAUCGAGACGUUAUCUUCAGAACAUAACGUCUUUAAUGCCUUGCAUGGGCUUUCUCAUAUCGGAAAGUCUGCACCAUCUUCAGUUCGGGAGUUCCAAAAUGGAGCACAUGGAUCGAAGUUAGCAGGAAAGCUACUUUUCCUCACAGAAUCACCAUCUGAAGAGGUAGCAAGCUUGGCAGAAGCGUUGCUGAAAUCAUUGAAAGAAUCUGGUGUUGGCGACACGAGUGCCAAGUCAGGCAUCGAAAUUCUCCAACAUGGGUUCAGUCAUGUGGAUGAAGAAUCAUUGUCGAUUGAAUCACUUCUUGCUAUCGCAGAGGAAUUGCUGCCAGGUCUUACGGCUGAAGGCGCAACCAGUACGGUGAAUGAUAUUUUGCCCUCUCGUCGUGCAUGGGAGGAGUCCUUGACCCCCUUCCUCCAACUUCCACCUCGCCCCUCCAUUGCUAUAACAAGUCCCUUAGGAGGCGCUGUUCACUUAAUCCAGCGUGAACUAUCUGACACCUUCAAGGGGCUAUGGCCGACUAUCCCUCGCGAUUCAGAGCAUCGAUCUUCUGCAUUCCGCCUGGCAACCUUCACUGUCGGCAUUCUCUCUACUUCUAAGUUAUUGAAACAUAUGGGCCAAGCGGACCUAGAGACUUUGUUCCAUUUCUUGCCCUUGGCAAUUCAACUUAUAGAUGACGAUUUGAGCAUUGAGAAUUGCAACGGCAUCUCAGGUCUCGAGCUGGCUGAUCAGCGAGAAGAGUACAUGGAGAUUGUUUUCGCUGGCCGCAAGGUGGUCGGUAACUGGAUUCAUGACAAUGAGCCAGUCAGCUUCGCACCCGAGAAGACCAUUUCCUCUAUGUUUGCCGAGUUCUGGGAAACCAGACUAGACGAACUAAAGGGUACGUCUCCCUUGGACUAUAGGGUUGGCGAAGCCUUCGUCAAGAUAAUGACUGUUGCGGAUUCAUUGCAAAAGUCAAAAUCAUCGGAGGACGUUGCGAAGAUCUGCAGAGAGGCUCGAACAUCAAAUCUCAUCCGCUCGGCAUCGUGGUUUGCAGUUUUGCGAAGCUCCAUACUUUCAAUUACCAUCGGCAACAGAAUCUGCAAUGAGUUAGUUGCCGAUUCCACUGGACUCAGGCCCCAGGAUUCUUCCCAAGUUGGAUUGCGGAAGCUGGCUCUGUUGAAUAUCCUAUUGUCUGGGGAAGAAGAUGUUGUUUCCACCAUUCCGACGCAGAGACUAGUCUUCCUCGCCAAGAACUUGAUUGAAUGUCUCCAAUCCGACUCAAUGUCGCUUGGUUUGAAAUCUGAAGUCAUCCAGACCCUGUCUCUUGUCCUUCCAGCCCUCGGGGAAAUCUAUGGAUCUCAUUGGGAAGAAAGCAUGGGCAUCCUAAACUCUGUAUUGCGGCAAACCAAUGGAGGCGAAGAGGCUCUACCGUUACUAGUGUCAUCUUUCAGACUCUUCGCACGAUUGAAGUCUAUCUCGGAAAGUGACAGCAAUGACGACGUCCAAGAUGCUUGGUCAGACCGGAAGGUCGGUCUUUACAAUGCCCUAGCCUCCACCAUUAGCACGUUCGAUUCCUCAACCACAUUCCAUCAACCUCGAGAUGUUGCUGUUGACUUAUUACGACGCCUGAUUAACAGUAUCCCUGUUGACAACUUGGAGGAUGUCAGUGAAACGUUCCAUCUUCUGACUGCGCAUAGUCGAGCAGUUCAACGAACUGCUUACACAAUUCUCCAUCACUAUAUCCCCCAUGCCCAGGAGAAGGUAUCUUUUGAGGUCGCCUUAUCCAAGACUGCGGUCAGCCUUCCUGAUGAGCUCGUGUCUCUAUUGCUUGAACCCCCAACAAUGCAAAUGGUCUCUGCUGGGUACGGAGAUGACAAGAUGUGGACCAGUGUGCGGGCGUACCUUCUCAGCUGGAAGGUGGUAUUUGACCAUUUCUCAAAUGCUUCGCUCCCUGUCCAAGAAUACUACAUAUCGAGCAUCAGAGAGAACAAUAUCCUCAUCCCACUGCUGGAAUUCACCUUUGAUUUCCUUCGAAAGUCGCACGGAAAGAUGAUCGAUGCAUCCAAACUUGAUAUUCGAUCAUUUGAGCCAGAUGAGUCCGAGAAUGCGGAAAGGGAGACACAAUGGCUCCUGGUACACUUGUACUAUCUGUGCCUCAGAUACUCAGCCAACAUGACCAAGAAUUGGUGGAUUGACACCAAGAAACGCAUCAAGGGUCCGGUGGAAGCCUGGUCGGAAAAAUACAUCUCCCCACUCGUCGUUGAAGAUGCACUCAAAAGCGUGACCGACUGGAUUGCCACUCAGGAUGCAAACGAAGAGCGCGCACUGGAGGUGAAGAUUUCCCCGAAGACAGGUGAAAUCAUAGCCAGCAUUCCAGUCGACGAGGAGUCGCCUCCAGUUGCUAUCUCUAUCACUCUUCCAUCGGCAUACCCGCUUCAAUCCGCGUUGGUUGUCGGUCGCAGUCGCGUGCUUGUGGACGAGAAGAAAUGGAAGAGUUGGCUGCUGACGAUCCAGGGAGUGAUCAUGUUUGCCAAUGGCAACCUGGUUGACGGGUUAUUGGCCUUCCGAAGAAAUGUCCAAGGUGCUCUGAAGGGCCAGAGCGAGUGUGCUAUCUGUUACUCUGUUAUCUCAACAGACAUGCAGACACCGAACAAGCGGUGUGCCACUUGCAAGAACACCUUCCACUCAGUCUGUCUGUUCCGCUGGUUCAAGAGCAGCAACCAGAGCACUUGUCCUCUUUGCCGAAACAACUUCGUGUAUGUUUAG